AAUGGAGGCGAGGAAGCCGAUCGGUGCGUGUGGCGCAUGGUGGUUGGAAUUUGAUUCCGAUCUGUCUCCGCGAGCCUUUCUCUCUUGAUUCUGAACCACGACGUCGAUCCAGGCUCACACCACAGAUAAAUACCGCGCGAGGGGCGAAACUAACCUUUCCUCUUCCCACCAUCAUCUCACCGCGGUGCACCUGGGUCCUGACCUGGCCCUGCGCCACAUACGCGACUUCUCUUCCCCACUCACAUACGGCCGUUCGUGCCACCACCGACUUUUGUCUUGGCUUCGCACGAGAUGACCUGGGAGCACGAGGCGGCUGCCCAUCAGCUCUCGUUUCUCCGCGCUACCUCGUGGGCUGAGCAACAUGGCAGAGACCACGAGCCGACGACCGCCAGCACCGACGACGAUGCUAGCACGGGCGACCCUAUGUCGUCCCCUAUCUCGCAGCCGCCGCGCCUCCCCUCUCACCACAGUGCUGCCUACGCCGACUACCCCCAGCACCCUGCCUCGCCGCCCCUGCCCUCGCCCUCCUCGCACCCGGGCAAGUCGUAUCUGCACUACUACUACGCGCAGACCGGCGCGCUCGCGACACCCGUGGAAGCCCAAUGGAACUUUACGACACAGCACGCGUCGGCACAAAGGGGCCCGGAUCAGCAGCAGGCGCCUUCGCUGAAUUAUGCGUACGCGCCGCCAGAAGCGACCAUGAUGGCUCCCGUGAUCCAGUGCGGCGGUGCUGGACGUGGGAUCAGCAGCCAGCCGGCAGCGGCCUCAAUCAGCAGCGGGCAUAAUCCGAUUCCUCAGUAAGUAAAGAAAGUUCUCAGCCAUCCGCACGUGCUCGCGCACGUCUUUUCGUCUUCUUCUUCCUUCGACUCAAGCGCUGAUCACGAUGAUGCCACGUAGCGGUGGCAAGUACGCGCGGGCAGACGCCGAUUAUUGGCAGCAGCAGGCGCAGGAGUACAGACAC
Messenger RNA from Schizophyllum commune H4-8, 961 nucleotides. RefSeq lists its product as uncharacterized. The coding region runs from base 292 to 801 and encodes 169 amino acids. The transcript has a single exon. The record is from RefSeq and is a predicted model, not a curated record. Lineage: Eukaryota; Fungi; Basidiomycota; Agaricomycetes; Agaricales; Schizophyllaceae.